UAGUGAAUAUGAAAGCCCUUUGUCAGAGAGGACAAAAUAUUUAUUUCACUAUUUUUGAUCCUGAAAACAGGGUUCCAGUCCUUAUUCUUCUCCUAAUUGAGUAGCUUGAGGUAAAUCUCUUUAUAUCUGGGGUAGCCAUUUCCUCUAUAAAGACAUCGAAGUUUAUGAACAGUAAUUAUAUAUGUAUUUAUACUAUGGAUACGAUUUAUUUGUAUAUGUAACAAUCGGUAAAGUAAGUUUGUACUUCUGGAAAAUCUCCAACUCCCUACCUACUAUUUUGUUUCUAAAUGAGAUGCAGAUUAUUGGGACAGCUACCCAUUGUCCCCACAGGAAUGUAGAGCGGGGAAGCAAUCGGUUUCCCGAAGACAAAGGAGACCCGAAGGUGGAAAUGGAACGCGUAUCGGCUCCGAUUUUUUCAGAAAGCAAUCAGAAAUUCAUACGAUGAAUUAAAAGGUGACUGGGAACACUAUGGUUGAUUUAAAGAAAGCACUUUAUCAGAAGAAAGAUGGCCACAGCACAGUUGCAGAGGACUUCCAUGAGUACGUUGGUAUUUCCCAGUAAGAUAUCAACCGAGCAGCAGUCUUUGGUGUUAGUGAAGAGGCUCCUGGCAGUUUCAGUAUCCUGCAUCACAUAUUUGAGAGGAAUAUUUCCAGAGUGUGCUUAUGGAACAAGAUAUUUAGAUGAUCUUUGUGUCAAAAUUCUGAGAGAAGAUAAAAAUUGUCCAGGAUCUACACAGUUAGUGAAAUGGAUGCUGGGAUGCUAUGAUGCUUUACAAAAAAAAUAUCUAAGGAUGGUUGUUCUAGCUGUAUACACCAAUCCAGAAGACCCUCAAACAAUUUCAGAAUGUUACCAGUUUAAAUUCAAGUACACCAAAAAUGGACCUGUUAUGGACUUUAUAAGUAAAAAUCAAAGCAGUGAAUCUAGCAUGUCAUCUGCUGACACCAAGAAAGCAAGUAUUCUCCUCAUUCGAAAGAUUUAUGUACUAAUGCAAAAUCUGGGACCUUUACCAAAUGAUGUUUGCUUGACCAUGAAACUUUUUUACUAUGAUGAAGUUACACCCCCAGAUUACCAGCCUCCUGGUUUUAAGGAUGGUGAUUGUGAAGGAGUCACAUUUGAAGGGGAGCCUAUGUACUUAAAUGUGGGAGAAGUUCCAACACCUUUUCAUACCUUCAGAGUAAAAGUGACCACUGAGAAAGAACGAAUGGAAAAUGUUGAUUCAUCUAUACUAUUACCAAAACGAUUAAAAACACCACUUCAGAAAAUCCUGGUGGACAAAGAUGACUCAGAAGAUGAACAGGAGCUUUAUAUAAGUGAUGAUUUUGACUUUGAAACUAAAAUGGAAGAACAGAAAAAAUACCCUGGAGCUUCUAAAACUGGAGAACCAAAUGUAAUUAUGGAGGAAGAUGAAAUUAUGAGGUGUAAAGAAAGUCCAAAUCUUUCAAUUUCUCAUUUUCAGGUUGAACAGUUAGUUAAUAAAACAUCUGAACUUGAUGUAUCUGAAAGCAAAACACGAAGUGGAAAAAUCUUUCAGAAUAAAAUGGCACAUGGAAACCAACCAAUUAAAUCUUCUAAAGAAACUCGGAAGAGAACUCAACCUGCAUCUGGGAAAACAGUCUUCCAUCACUUUGAUUUUUCUAGUCAAGAGUCUGUGCCCAAAAGGAGAAAGUUCAGUGAACCAAAGGAACAUAUGUAAAAUUACUUUUUCUUCUGCACAUUUGGAAAGUUCUCAUUAUUUAAAGUAAAAAAGUGCUCUAUUACUAUUAUAAGGUGUGUUCUUCUCUAGCUCUGAAAAUUUGUAUGCAGCCUUAAGCAGUUCAUAUACUAAAAUGAAGUUUUUGGCCAUUACAUUGUGGUCCUUAAUUUUACCUAAGAUAAAUCUAAGAAUUUUGAACAAACCCAAAAGCACAAAUGUAGCACAAAUGCUGUUCUUUAUCUACUCUAUGUCCAUCUAUCUUCCAUGUUAGUGGAUGCUUUCUUUAAAUCUGUAUUAACUUAAAAUUCUAUAAUGCAAACCACUUUUUGAAGUAAUGUUUAUUUUGGUAUUAAAACUUUGUAGGAUUCACUUUUUUCCUUUUGUUAAAACUAUACCAUAUAACUAGCUGUUUUUGUCAUUGUGUUAUUAUUAAGACAAUUUUCUUCUAUAUAUUGAUAUAUUGUAUUGACAUAUAUAAUGUACAACUUAAAAAUUGGUACUUGGCUUUUUUAAACUUUUUUUACUACAGGACAAAAAGAUGACUGGUUUUUUAAAGACAAAAUAAAAUUGCUCAGUUUGGAGAUUG
Chinchilla lanigera (long-tailed chinchilla) is the source of this 2279-nucleotide messenger RNA. It is a transcript of the gene Hormad1, whose product is annotated as HORMA domain containing 1. The transcript is spliced from 15 exons. NCBI's taxonomy places the organism in Eukaryota, Metazoa, Chordata, Mammalia, Rodentia, Chinchillidae. Bases 506 to 1693 code for a protein of 395 amino acids. The record is from RefSeq and is a predicted model, not a curated record.